Molecule: messenger RNA, 2088 nt
Organism: Chanos chanos (milkfish)
Lineage: Eukaryota; Metazoa; Chordata; Actinopteri; Gonorynchiformes; Chanidae
Gene: rundc1
Product: RUN domain containing 1
Exons: 5
Coding region: 124-1842 (572 amino acids)
Source: RefSeq, a predicted model, not a curated record
UUUUAACUCAUGUAUUGUAUCAACAAUAUACUAGACAUAAAUAUUUACAGGAUCAAGCCGCUGAGUAUUCUAUAUUAUUUUUAACAUCGGACAGCGAGUCUGUCAAUUUAACCUAACGACCAUAUGUCUACGGAAGAGCUGUCAACUUCGGACAGCGAAGCUGCAUUGGCUGGUGCCGGCGAACGUUGGGCUCCCGUUGGAGCUGUAGCAAACCCCGAUGAUGAGCGAGGGAAGACGGACUCGCUGGAGUCGACUCGGUCGAGUACUUUGUCCAGCAGCGAAGCCGAGAUGGCUGUUAGGCUGCGAAAGUUGGAAGAAGAACAAGAGCAGCUGAACUCAUCGCUCCUAGCCUUGACCUCUCAUUUUGCUCAGGUUCAGUUUCGUCUAAAACAGAUCGUUCACGCUCAGACCGAGGAAAAAGAGCGGAUGCUGGUGGAAUUGGAGGAGUUUGCCUUCAAAGGAUGCCCACACGUCCUCGGUUGCAGGGCGCAGGAUGCCAACGUGUUGGAAAACUCGACAGAGCGGGAGAAGAGGGAGCGUUUGGAGGCCCAGAGGGAGAAGCAGAAGGAGCUGAUCGUCCAGCUCAAGACCCAGCUUGAUGAUUUGGAGCGCUUUGCAUACCAGGAGGGCAGCUAUGACUCACUGCCACAGUCUGUUGUCAUGGAGAGACAGAGGGUGAUAAUUGACGAGCUGAUAAAGAAGCUGGACGUGAAUCUUAAUGAGGACAUUGGGAACCUCACCCCAGAGGAGCUCAGGCAGAGAGUUGAUGCUGCCAUUGCACAGAUAGUAAACCCUGCCCGAGUCAAAGAGCAGCUGGUGGAACAACUGAAGACCCAGAUCCGAGACCUGGAGAUGUUCAUUAACUUCAUACAGGAUGAGGUGGGAAACCCUCUGCUUUCUGAUGGACAGAACACCCAGAAUGCACAGACAGCUGGAUCUAACAGGAGAACCCCUGGGGCUCCAAAGAAAGUGGACCCAGAGCAAGCCCAGAAGAUUCGGGAGACUGGACUGCAGCUCAUCCACCGGGCCUUGGCUGUGCUCCAGAUCUUUGCCGUCAGUCAGUUCGGUUGUGCAGCCAGCCAUGUUCCCCAAAGCAUGUGGUCCCAGGGGGAAGGGAACCAGGAUUACGGACCCUUACUGCAGAAGCUGGAGGCGGCAGUGGAGCAUGUGCGUUUACUGGCGUCCCGCCGGCAGCCAGUGCUCCAGGAAGAGCAUGUGGUCAGUUACACAUGCUCCUCACCAGCAGGUGGGCCACGAGAUGAACUCACGGUGACCGUACGCAAAGAGCUGGCCAUGUCACUACGGGACCUCCUGGCCCAUGGCCUGUAUUUGCCUUCUCAUGGCAUGAGUGUGGUGUUGGCGCCCAUCGCCUGCCUGCUGCCCUUCAGCCAAGCCCCGCAGAGCCUGCAUCCCUGGGAGCUCUUCGUCAAGUACUACCACUCCAAGAAUGGCCAGGCGUUUGUGGAGUCCCCCGCCCGUAAACUCUCACAGUCCUUCAGCCUGCCGGUAGGGGGUGGGCCCAUGACGGUCACGCCCAAACAGUCUCUGCUUUGGGCAGUGCACACGGUUCUGCGUGAGCAUGGCCGUUACAAACGUGGCGCUGACUCGGAGUUCAAGGCCCUGGUGUGCAUGGGGCUGAAUGAGCAGCGGCUGGUGUCCUGGCUCAACCUGCUGUGUAAGUCAGGCACCCUGAUGCACUCACACUACCAGCCCUGGAGCUACAUGGCACAGACUGGUUUUGAGGGUGCGCUGCGCAUUCUGGGCCGGCUAAGCCACCUCAAGUUUAAGCUGCCUGUGGACCUGGCCGUGAGGCAGCUGAAAAACAUCAAGGAUGCGUUCUGAAGUCAGUCAACCCACGUAGAGUCUCCAAACAGCUCACAAGGACUUUCUCCUUCAUCAAGCUGUAGCACAGGGGUGGAGGAAGACCAGUUCAAGUGGUAACCAUGUGUGGGGACUUCACAGGGGAUGAAUUCUGAAUAUCACAACAUGGCAAAGUAAUUGUAAAAUUCAUAUUGCAAACAUUUUAUAUGGAGGAUGUUUUUUGCAAUCUGUUUACAUAAACAGUAUCUUUGACAUUCAUAAUUAGCA